This is a messenger RNA of Kwoniella mangroviensis CBS 8507, 717 nucleotides long. RefSeq lists its product as uncharacterized. The record is from RefSeq and is a predicted model, not a curated record. Gene Ontology annotation, molecular function: opioid growth factor receptor activity. Gene Ontology annotation, cellular component: membrane. The coding region runs from base 1 to 717 and encodes 238 amino acids. NCBI's taxonomy places the organism in Eukaryota, Fungi, Basidiomycota, Tremellomycetes, Tremellales, Cryptococcaceae. The transcript has 6 exons.
AUGCCCAGACCAAGAGAUAUCGACCUGUUCCUAUCUUCGUAUGCAGGUCAAGGGUCAACCUCACUAGGAGAUCGAAAUUACCAAUUCUACUCGAACCAGAUAUCCUGUCAGCCUGAUGGCUUGAAAUAUGAAGAAUGGAUGAAACGCUACGAAAAUGAUAUGAUAGAAUUGGAGAUGAAUCAUGGAUAUGUUCAAUGGUUCUUCCCUAUAAGAGAAAGAGGCGUGAAUCCCCUGGCUCAGCCUUUGACCAUAGACGAAAUCGAUAAGAUGAAAGUGGAUGAGACGAUUCAAGAUAGAUUAUUGCGAUCGUACAAGAUGAUGUUAUCAUUCCACGGAAUCGACUUCAACAAUGGCAAACUCCAGAUCUCCAAAGACCACAGAGAAAGAUUCCGUAACCUUCGCGACCACUCGCAUAACCUCCUUCGUCUGACCCGAAUCCUCAAACACCUUUCCGAAUUCCCCCAGCUCCAGCCCCAUGCGGCGAGCCUCGUGUUAUUCUUCACGGCCGUCCAUUCGGAGGGACUACUGAAUUUUGAAGAAGGAUCCAUGAGGGGUAAUUCACUCGAUCAAUGGUGGUCCAACUGUUUUAGGGACGAAAGUGAACGUAAGACCAUAAGGAGUAUCGUGAGAAACAGAGGUGGGUUCGGGGAGAAGAAUUGGGGUUGGAACGAGUUUGAGAAGUGGUAUGAUGCGAGGGAAUCAAAUGGGAAGGAAUAG